AUGUACACUCACAAGACCACGGGCUUAAUCCCUCCAAACGGCACUCCGUCAGAACAUAAAAUACUGUGGGCAGGGCCACAGUCUCAGACUGUAGCAGUGCCGCUCGCAUCUCCACCAUCACUGUGGACAAUUUUAAGAACACACUCGAUUCCACAUUUGUUUAGGGUGGCUAAUGAGCCAGAUCGCCGAGGCGCGAGAGUGUGCAAAUUGAUUGUUAGCGGAGGGAGAGGACAGCCGUGGUUGGAGAGAGAGAGAGAGAGAGAGAGACGGGCCGUUCUGUUGCUGUGUGUGGUGUGUGUAUGGAGCCGGCCGGGGUUUGUGGGAGCUCAGUUCCCCAGGGCUUGCUGCACUGUGGAGGGGAUCGUCUCCAAGCAGUGCUGCCCGGCGCUGGGCUCUAAUCCAGCCAACAUGUGUGGGACUUUAUCUGGACGAGGAAACUGCUCCGAUGUCAGAGUGGAUACCAAGCCUUGGGGUGGACCUUACAGACUGAGAAAUGUGGACGAUAGAGAGAGAUGGCCAACAAAAUUUUUCAAUCGUACCUGCCGGUGCAAUGGUAACUUUGCGGGCUAUAACUGUGGGGAGUGUAAGUUCGGCUGGACGGGGCCUAACUGUGACCAGAUGAAGCCCCGUGUGGUGCGGAGGGACAUCCACUCUCUGACCCCUGCUGAGCUGCAGGUCUUCCUGGACGUGCUGGAUCGGGCCAAGACCUCCACACACCCCGACUAUGUCAUCGCCACCCAGCACUGGCUGGGUAUACUGGGGCCCAAUGGCACCGAGCCCCAGUUUGCGGAUAUCUCCAUUUAUGACUUCUUUGUCUGGCAGCAUUAUUACUCGGUCAGAGACACUCUACUAGGACCAGGACGACCAUUCAAAGACAUCGAUUUCUCCCACAAAGGCCCUGCCUUCAUCACCUGGCACAGGUAUCACCUCCUCAGCCUGGAGAGGGAACUACAAAAACUGACAGGGAAUGAAAACUUUGCCGUCCCAUUCUGGAACUUUGCCACUGGGAAGAAAGAAUGUGAUGUGUGCACAGACUCUCUCCUGGGGGGACGUGAUCCUAACGACCCCUCCCUCAUCAGCCCCAACUCCAGAUUCGCCAGAUGGGGAGUGGUCUGUAACAGCCUGGAUGACUACAACCGGCUGGUCACUCUCUGCAACGGCACCAACGAGGGCCCCUUGAGGAGAGGAGUGAUGGAGCGGACCAACCUGACCCUGCCCACCAUGACCGACGUCAGGAGCUGCCUCCGGCUUAGGGACUUUGACAGCCCCCCCUUCUUCACCAACUCCACAUUCAGCUUCAGGAAUGCUCUGGAGGGCUAUGACAUGCCUGACGGAGAGCUGGACAGCUCAGUAGCCAAUCUGCACAACCUGGUCCACUCCUUCCUCAAUGGAACCAGCGGCCUGUCCCAUUCUGCUGCUAAUGACCCUAUCUUCCUGCUGCUCCAUGCGUUCACCGACGCCAUAUUUGAUGAAUGGAUGAGGAAGUUCCCAAGAAACUCCAGCUACCCUGAUGAGAUGGCACCUAUUGGGCACAACAGGCAUUACAACAUGGUGCCAUUCUUCCCCCCGGUCACCAAUGAGGAAAUCUAUGUGGCCUCAGCAGACCUGGGCUACUCCUAUGCUGUGGAACUGGAGGAUGCGGAGGGCACGCCGGUGGUGGUGCUGGGCUCUGCCCUGGGCGGAGUGUUCCUGGGCCUGCUGCUGCUGCUGCUGCUGCUCGGCCUCUACGUCCAGCAGCGGAGGAAGAGAGGCUUUGAGCCCCUCAUCCAGGCCCAGUUCACCAACAAGAAAUACACAGAGGAGGCAUGAGGCCUGCGGCCACCAAAAGGCUCAGACAAGCACCUUGCACAACAUGUAAACAUCAGUCUGGGAGGGCUCCUGUAAGGAUGUUAUGUUGUAAUCAGAUUUCACAGUCUCAGAAAGCUCACCACUUUCUUACUCUAAGAUCCCUGCUGGGAUUCCUUUACAGAUGUACUGUAUGUGAUUAAAUGUAUCUCUUCUGAUAUACUUGAAAAUACAUGUUAUUCAGAAAUGCUUUCUUCUAAAUCAGCACAUUUGCCUUAUAAUGAUAAAAAGCGGACACAUUUUGAAACAUAUUUAUUUGCAAGAAAGAGUUACAAAACCCAAAAUGCAAACCAUUUAAAUGUUUUACAAACAUUGUAAGGCAUAUUUUGUUAGUACGUUCUGUGUGUCAUGUCGGGAAUCAUUUUUGUUAUUGGGACUAUCUUCCAGUUAUCUCACAUAAUUUUCUUUGACAAAUGUAUGUGUGCUUUGGAGCCAAAUCUACUUUAUAUGAAACACCACUGUGUGACUAACUAAAAGCCAAGUUGCUGUGAACACGUUUAACAUCUAAAGUAAUUUUGAAUUUUUGAACACUGUGAUGACUUGAGCUAUUUAGCUGCUCAAUCCAUUCAACCACUAACUCAAUGACAUAGAGUAAAUCCCAAAUAUUAUAAUCAAGUCUGGGGAUUAGAAAAGCAAUAACACUGUUGUCAGAGACCUUGUCAGACCUAUGUCUUAUUGCACAGAAAUAUUCUUAGAUGUCCUUUUGUAUAGAUUUUACUAAUACUUUAUGGAAUGAAAUUCAUUUCACAAAUUCAGGACAUCUGCAUAAAUUUAGAUACAUCAAAUGUCUUGUAAUUUUGCAUUUUUUCCAUAAAUACAUUUAUAAAUAUAAA
Molecule: messenger RNA, 2678 nt
Organism: Alosa alosa (allis shad)
Lineage: Eukaryota; Metazoa; Chordata; Actinopteri; Clupeiformes; Clupeidae
Gene: dct
Product: dopachrome tautomerase
Exons: 9
Coding region: 1-1809 (602 amino acids)
Biological process (GO): ventricular zone neuroblast division; melanin biosynthetic process from tyrosine; positive regulation of neuroblast proliferation
Cellular component (GO): melanosome
Molecular function (GO): oxidoreductase activity; dopachrome isomerase activity
Source: RefSeq, a predicted model, not a curated record